Pyricularia pennisetigena is the source of this 2058-nucleotide messenger RNA. RefSeq lists its product as uncharacterized. Gene Ontology annotation, biological process: glycerol-3-phosphate metabolic process. Bases 1 to 2058 code for a protein of 685 amino acids. The transcript is spliced from 2 exons. Gene Ontology annotation, cellular component: glycerol-3-phosphate dehydrogenase (FAD) complex; mitochondrion. NCBI's taxonomy places the organism in Eukaryota, Fungi, Ascomycota, Sordariomycetes, Magnaporthales, Pyriculariaceae. The record is from RefSeq and is a predicted model, not a curated record. Gene Ontology annotation, molecular function: glycerol-3-phosphate dehydrogenase (quinone) activity.
AUGUCCAGGUUCGCUCGUGGGAGCAUCCUGCGGCGCCUGGCGGCGCCGACGGCCCUUACGGCCCUCGGUGGUGGCCUCGUCCUAUACGCCUAUCGCCCGCGAAACAUCCCGGGCUUUGAGGACCCGGUUGUUCCACCACCAACCUACGGCGCCGAUGGCACAUUCAAGCUGCCCAGGUUUCCGCGCACAAAAACGCGUGAAGAGCAGAUUGCUACUCUGAAGCGGAGCUCCGAUCCGAAAGCUGCCGACAAGGACGAGGGCGUCUAUGACAUGCUUGUCAUAGGUGGUGGAGCCACGGGUGCCGGCGUGGCCCUCGAUGCCGCUACCCGUGGACUCAAGGUUGCUUUGGUGGAACGCGAUGACUUCGCUGCCGGUACCAGCAGCAAGAGCACCAAGCUUGUUCACGGCGGCGUACGAUACCUCGAAAAGGCCGUUUGGGAGCUCGACUAUUCACAAUACGAGCUGGUCAAGGAGGCCUUGAAGGAGCGCAAGUACUUCUUGCAGACUGCUCCGCAUCUGAGCUCCUGGCUGCCCAUUAUGCUUCCUCUGGACAAGUGGUGGAAGGUGCCUUACUACUGGGCCGGAACCAAGUUCUACGACUUCCUUGCUGGCAGCGAAGGCAUCGAGAGCUCCUAUUUUCUCACCCGCAGCAAGGCGCUCGAUGCUUUUCCCAUGCUGAAGAAGGAGGGCCUUGUCGGUGCUCUGGUUUACUAUGACGGCGCACACAACGACUCACGCAUGAACGUCUCCAUCGCCAUGACGGCUGCGCUGUAUGGAGCCACCGUCGUCAACCACAUGGAGGUCACGUCUCUUACCAAGGAUGCCAACGGAAGGCUGUGUGGCGCAACCGCAAAGGACCUGGUUCCCGCGAGGGAUGGAAAGCCUGCCCCGGAGGUUAACAUUCGCGCACGCUGCGUUGUCAACUGCACUGGUCCCUUCUCCGACGGUGUCCGCAAGCUCGAUGACCCCAAGGUCCAGGAGAUUGUCGCCCCUGCGGCUGGCGUACACAUCGUACUCCCGGGCUUCUACAGCCCUGCAAACAUGGGCCUGAUUGACCCGCAGACCUCUGACGGGCGCGUCGUCUUCUUCCUCCCAUGGCAGGGCAACACCAUCGCCGGCACUACCGAUGACCCCUCCACGAUCGUCAAGGACCCCAUCCCCGACGAGAAGUCGAUUGAGUGGAUCCUCAACGAGAUCCGUCACUACCUGUCUCCAGAUAUCACCGUCCGUCGUGGUGACGUCCUCGCUGCUUGGGCAGGUCUGCGUCCUUUGGUCAAGGACCCCAAGGCCAAGAACACCGAGGCCAUUGUACGCAACCACCUUGUAGACAUCUCGCCAUCGGGACUGGUCACCUGUGCCGGCGGCAAGUGGACUACCUACCGCCAGAUGGCUGAGGAGUGCGUCGACGCCGCCAUUGCCGAGUUCAAGCUCAAGCCCGGCCCCGUCGUUAACGCCCCGCGCGUGUCAGGAACUGAGGAGAUUGAUGACGGCGCCGACCUCGAUGGCUCCUGCCAGACCCACAAGGUCCGACUCAUUGGAGCCCACGGCUUCAGCAAGAACCUAUUUAUCCACGUCAUCCAGCACUUUGGCGUCGAGACCGACGUCGCCAAGCACCUGACGGAGAGCUAUGGAGAUCGGGCCUGGACCGUAGCGGCCCUGAGCAAGGUCACCAACAAGCGCUUCCCCGCACGCGGAGAGCGCAUCCACGAGCUUUACCCCUUUGUGGACGGUGAGGUCAGGUAUGCCGUCCGUCACGAGUACGCACAAUCUGCCAUCGAUGUAGUGGCCCGCCGCACAAGAUUGGCCUUUUUAAACGCCCAGGCCACGCUCGAGGUGCUGCCAAAGGUCAUUGAUAUCAUGACCGAGGAGCUCAACUGGGACAAGAGGCGGCAGGAUUUUGAGUGGAAAGAGACUGUCAAAUUCCUCGAGUCCAUGGGUCUCCCCAAGCCUCUCCUGACCGUCACUCGCAAGGAGAUCGAGCAGGGAAAGAUCGAUUUGUCGACGUCGCUUGAGUACAAGAUGUACACCAGGCAUGACAAGCCGGUGGAGGAGCUGUAG